AGUCCCACAAUUCAUAAGGAACUAUGGCGGUGGUUGUAAGCGGGUCUGCACUCGCUUCCUUGUUUUUCGAACUUAUAAACAGUCCAGGCGAUCAGGAGGGCUUCUUAAUUGGACAAGUACACAAGCGUGUGACAGAUACCAUAAGUGAUUCUCAGAUAACCAAUGUUAAAGAAGAAACAGUCAUAGCCAUUCAGUCCCACAUACCAUGCUUGGGCCUGUUCAGCUUCUACAACUCUGCUGGUUCACUGAACUUCCAGAAGUUGGUUGAGCUACUAGGAGAAAAAAUUAAGAAUGUUGUAGGAUGGUACAGAUUUAGAAGAAAUACAACUCCCAGUAUAACACUACGUGAACGCGCUCUCCACUUCCAGCUUCAGGAUGCAUUCCCCACCAUUACCAGUCACCACUUUCUGUUCAUGCUGUCUGGCUGCAGCCUCUCAGCUAACAAUGCUCUUCAUAACUUUGAUCAUGUCAUAAUGCAUGCAGUGGAUAGGUGCUUUCAGCCACUGGUGCUGUCAGUAGUGAACCUAGGAGACACAAGUCAUGUGGAGUACAAGCUGUUCAAUACUCUGGCCACCAGUAAGGACAGUGGCAUGUUUGGAAGUCUAGUCAGUGAGUUUGAAAAAUUAUUUGUUGAUCCUGGAGGCCAGAUAGGACAGAUAGGCAAAGUACAGGAAAUGAAAGCUAAUGUACAGGAACAUAUUCAGGUUUUAUCUCAAGAUGUUAUGGAGACAGAGCAGCACUUGCAGAGUCUGCAUAAAGAAGUGGAGGUACUGAGAGAGAGGUUAAGGCACAAAGAAUCUAAACAUAAUGAAAAUGCAAAAGUCCCACAUAAAAAGAACAAAGCCCUACCCCCUGAGCCAGAACCUGAACCUGUGGUAGAGAACUUGCUUGUGUUUGAGGCGGAACCUGGCCAAAGAAAAGCAAAUACAAGAACUCCUGAAGUAGAAGCUGUUACAUUAACAGAAAACCAAGUCAUUUUGUCAGAUCUAAGUAAAGAGUGUGAACAAACUGAAAAAGAAACUAACAGUGCAACCAAUGCAAGCUGUGAUAUAGCAUUCAUGGACGAAGAUGUGGUAGAUGACACUGUUUCUGAACAAUUGAAUGGAGACACUUGUGAUCAAAAAGAACAUCAAAUGACCUCUGACCUUACCUCCGUGGGGGGUGCCACUGCUGAUGCUCUGUCAAACCACCAAGGUGCACAAGAACAAGACUCCAUUCAGGAAAAGAGUGGAGCAAACUUAGCUCAGAAUGAAAGCUCUAAGCCUGGAAAACCUGAUGAACACUUUUCAUUUGUUCAAGACAUACUUGCUGAGGCUAAAAGGCCAAGACGGACUGCUGCUAUUAAGACUGCUAAGUUGACUUCUGACUCACAGGGAGGCGGCCAGGUUAGCUCUGUUAAAUCUAAACAUGAUGUGUGUGGAGAGAAUGCUUCCAGUAACUUAGCAACAGGCACAUCUAAGGGAGAGAAAGGAAAGCCAAAAAGGAAUGCCUUUAAAACUGCAGACAGGAACCCGACAACGGUCCAAACUUGCUGCAGGUGCCAGUGGUGGUAGUAGUGAAAGGAUAGAUGAUGUUCAGUGAAAACACAAUGUCUUCACAUAUCUCUGUAUUAGCUGUGAAUACCUCCAUUACAAGAAUGCUUGCUUGUUCUAGUAUGAGACCUGCCCCCCAUACUUAGUGCUGCAUCAUACAGCACCUAACAAUAUCAUUAGGGUUCUUGCAGUUAACCAGUUGCUCAGUGUUAUAUACCAGUUGUACACGUUGUUUUAUAGUUGUAUUUGUGAGACUAUUGUCUCUAUGAAUGGUCCUAACAUAAUUGUGCUACAGGGGAUUUUACUGCCUUUCACAAGUUCUCCACAAGUUGGCUUCUUGAUGUUUAAUUAAUUAAUUAGCCUUGUUGAGUGCAGGAGCUCCAUUUAGGUGCCUCUCUAAGGUUAUAUCCAAGCUAGCAAUUUGGCUAUAUCUCAAAGUGGACCAGUCCAGUUAAAUGUACCUUUCAAUGUGAGAAUAGCCUAUGAGCUGAAUGUGCUGAUUUAAUGUACAUAGAACACUGAAGAUAUCCAUUCUAACCUCUCUAUUGAACCCUCACCUUCCCACUAAGUCUGGUAUUGAUCAGUCGGGUUACCCUGCUAAAAAAAGCUUAUAUUGAUGAGUAUGGAUGGCAUGACUGAUGUCCAAUAAAAUAGACUAAUGUUAACUGUCUGCAGGACAAACACGCUGGUAAUACAAUUCACAGUAUUGGUGUAUUGCAUAAUGUCAUAAUGUUCAGUUAUUAUUAAUAAUAAAAGGCAAUUACAUAUGGCCUACUCUCAUUAUUGAACCAGGUAUAAUGAUAAUAAUAAUAAUAAUAAUAAUAAUAAUAGUG
This is a messenger RNA of Lingula anatina, 2365 nucleotides long. RefSeq names its product BRISC complex subunit Abraxas 2. The record is from RefSeq and is a predicted model, not a curated record. Gene Ontology annotation, biological process: protein K63-linked deubiquitination; mitotic spindle assembly; attachment of spindle microtubules to kinetochore. Lineage: Eukaryota; Metazoa; Brachiopoda; Lingulata; Lingulida; Lingulidae. Gene Ontology annotation, cellular component: nucleus. Gene Ontology annotation, molecular function: microtubule binding; polyubiquitin modification-dependent protein binding.